Molecule: messenger RNA, 1811 nt
Organism: Oxyura jamaicensis (ruddy duck)
Lineage: Eukaryota; Metazoa; Chordata; Aves; Anseriformes; Anatidae
Gene: BDH2
Product: 3-hydroxybutyrate dehydrogenase 2
Exons: 10
Coding region: 61-798 (245 amino acids)
Biological process (GO): siderophore biosynthetic process
Cellular component (GO): cytoplasm
Molecular function (GO): 3-hydroxybutyrate dehydrogenase activity
Source: RefSeq, a predicted model, not a curated record
CUUCCUUUUUUCAAAGGUCAGUAAACCUAACGAGCUGGUUGAGAUCUUUUGGUCAGCAAUAUGGGUCGGCUUGAUGGGAAGGUAAUACUGCUGUCCGCAGCAGCACAAGGGAUUGGACGAGCCACUGCUAUCGCUUUUGCUAAAGAAGGAGCCAAAGUCAUUGCUGCAGACAUCAAUAAGUCUAAGCUGCAAGAGUUGGAGAAAUACCCAGGCAUUCAAAUACGGGUUCUGGAUGUCACCCAAAGGGAGCAGAUAGAAAAUCUGGCCAAGGAGAUUGGAAGGAUAGACGUCCUCUGUAACAUUGCAGGGUUUGUUCAUCAUGGAACCAUCCUGGAAUGUGAGGAGCAAGACUGGAACUUCACUAUGAACCUCAAUGUUCGCAGCAUGUAUCUAAUGAUCAAGACUUUCCUUCCAAUGAUGAUUAAACAGAAAUCUGGAAAUAUUAUAAACAUGUCCUCUGUGGCAUCCAGCAUUAAAGGAGUUGUGAACAGAUUUGUAUAUAGUACUUCAAAGGCAGCAGUUAUUGGUCUAACAAAGUCUGUGGCUGCUGAUUUCAUUGAACAAGGCAUCAGAUGCAACUGCGUAUGUCCUGGAACUGUUGACACACCAUCUUUACAGGAAAGAAUACAAGCCCAGCCUAACCCAGAACAGGCAUUGAAAGAUUUUCUAGCCAGACAGAAGACUGGUAGGAUGGCUACUGCUGAGGAAGUGGCUCAUCUCUUUGUGUACUUGGCCUCGGAUGAAUCUGCCUACAUGACUGGCAACGAACUCGUCAUUGAUGGAGGAUGGAGCUUGUGAUCAACUCUACCUGCAGAUGGAGACUAUUAAAGGCAAGAAGUGAGGAUCGUGUUGCUCAGUUAAGAGUUUGCAAAGAUUUAAAUCACCCACGUGAUGUCAUCCGUACAAAUUUGGUGCAUUUUUAUAGUUGUAAUCUCUUUCUAGAUUGAUCUUACAGAUUCACUUUUCCCUAAAUGGUGAAACAUUGGAGUAAAACACUUCAUGUUGCUUCUCUUUAUGGUAACUCCUGGAGCAUGAACAGGAUUUUAGCCUUUCAGAUGUCAAAGUACAAAGAAUAUUAUUUAAGAUACAAAAUAUAAGUCUUAUUUUAAGCGAAUCUAAAUUAAAGAAAUUACAUACUACUCUUAUUCUCAGUCUGCAAAAUAUUUGGAGGUUAAACAUUCACGAUUAGACUUCUACCAGCAUUAGCAGGCUAUCCAGAGAAAACAGACUACUUUUAAACCAGCUGAACAAUUAUUGAACUAAGUGUGGUUCAAACAACAGAAAUAAUAGCAUGUUUGAAUCAUUCUGUAACUGUCUAUAGAUGUGUCUAUAUUAGAGAGCAUACUAGUUCUUGCAAAUUAUAUGUUAAAAGUCCAUCCUGCUUUGCAAAUUGUGACUUUUUCUGUUCUCUGUAAUAACUGUAGAAAAAUGAUCUGUGUUGAAUUGUUGAAAAGAACGUGUCCCAAGUCUGACAACACUUAGAAAUCCAAAGUGGAAGGUGCAAGAUGAUCAGGGACAACGUAGAUACAUAGUAUAUGGGCACAAUAAAUUCCUGCAGAUACAGUAAAGAGUUGGUGUACAUGCACAGCUGAUUUGUGCAACUGCAAUAUCCAUUUUCCACAUACUGGGGAAGUUAGGCCUUUGGAAUCUGGAAAAAUAGUAAAUCAUAGCCCAAAAUACCGAACAACAGAUUGCAAUUAGAAGCAGUAUAACUAGCAGCCUUGUAUAGUUUCGGAGGUUUGUUUUUUUUUUUGUUAUUGUUGUUCAAGUAUACAAAGAUUAUAGACACUGUCUUAAUGAAAUAGAAAUGA